Molecule: messenger RNA, 1889 nt
Organism: Mytilus trossulus (common blue mussel)
Lineage: Eukaryota; Metazoa; Mollusca; Bivalvia; Mytilida; Mytilidae
Exons: 6
Coding region: 43-963 (306 amino acids)
Source: RefSeq, a predicted model, not a curated record
AUCAUUUACGAAAUUUUUUUUUUUAGAUUGUGUAAAACUUAUAUGAACAGAAUGCUGGUUUAUGUUGCUUUCGUUGUAUUAUGUGUGGAUAUAGCAUGUAAAGCAUCUACAUGUACAUCUGCGUCUUGGAAUUUAGCAACCUUGCCAUUAAGCUUUGGAAAAGACAUUAUUUUACGUUGCAUCAUUGAUAACAUGAAGAUCGGCAAUGAUUCACACUGCAAAGUACGACAAUGGACAGGAGGCAAAAACUAUGACAUGCUUUGUACAGAUGGUGAAUGCAGAGAUCCAAAUAAAUAUGAAAUGUUAACACGGAAUACCAGUAAAGAUUUUGAGCUGCUUAUUCACAAUUUUAGUGAAUCUGAUUUUAACUACAACUACACGUGUACCUGUGGAUUUGAUAGUUGCACUAGGAAACUGUUUGUCGAACCAAAUCAUGUUAUGUCUUUACCAACUAUGACAAAACAAAUGAAAGAUAAAAACUACAUCAACAACGACAGCAUGGAAAUAGAAAUUAUGCUUGAUAAGGUGAACCCUGUUCCAAACUGCACAGCAUGGUUUGAGGGUCGGUUCAUCAAAGAUGCAACUGUUACUGUUAUGAAAUGGUACACAUAUCAUAAUGAUGUUAAAGUGAGUUAUGAUUUUCCUGUGAACAGUAUCGGCUGUGAAGGUAGACUGCAAAUACUGUGCAACCUUGUUUAUCGUAAUGUCACCAUUUUUGACGAACACGUAGAUAUAUGUCAUGAAAAAGAAGAAGGCACGCUGACAAUGUAUACAAUAUCCAUCGGAUGUGCUGUGUUUGUUAUGAUUUUGUUAAUUUGCAUAUGCUUGGCCAAAAGACGUGAGAUAGUGUUUGGUAGACGAUGUUGGACCAAUGAAAAGACGAAACAAAGUGCAAAUAUCAAUCGAGAUCCAUUAUUAACUGCAGACACAAAGAAACAAGAAAAGAAAACAUCACCAAUAUAAAUGUGUAGUCACAAUUUUAUUGUUAUCGGGAACAUGUUCCCCACACAUUUUCAAUGUCAAAAUGCCUGAGUUAUUAUGCCACAGUAACACUAAAUUACUCAAUAGAGCCAUUUAUGAUGGAUGACCCUGGGCCAGCCGGUAUAACGCAAUGAUGAAAUUGAAAAAGGCGACUUGUUUAUUGAUUGAAACAAAACUUGUUACCAUAUCAAUACUGUACAGAUGUAUAGCUAUGUAAAAUUUGUGCCAGUAAUUUUAAUCAAAUAGCAUUAAUUGUCAGGGCAAACUGUUUAUGAUUGCAUCCAUUAUUGCAUCAUUGCAUCAAUCAUUUCAUGCAGACAUAGCGUGAUUGUUUGUGUUUUGUGUUCAAGGUAUUGCAGAACGACCUUAUUUCAAAACUAAAUCUAACGAUCGUAGCCUUUACUUUAUAAGACAAUAUAUGCAGAGCUAGUUAAUGUAACAGUAACAACAUUUGCAUUACAGAACACAUUGCAAUUAAUUUUGUUUCAAAAAUACCAGAUCAUACUUUCGGAAAUUUACUAAGAGUCAAAUUACCACUUUUGUUUUUAAUAUAUAUGUAUUCAAUGAAUAUACACUAUGCAUUUUUGACAUACCAUUUCAUUUUAUAUCAUCUGUUAAUAUUUCAUAUUCAGCAAGUAUUAUUUCAUAUUUCUACGUGCAGCUAAACGUGUUUUAAAUAACAUAAAAUAUGUGUGCGAAUAUAAAGUUAGCUUUUGGGUUGAUCGUGUUAUAAAUCAUGUGGAAGUUUUUAUUUAUUGUAUAUGUGUAUUUCAAAGUGUUAUUGUCCAAAUGAACGUAAUCAACUAACACGAAAGCUUUGAGCAAUUACCCAGGCGUCAUUUGCAUUUUGUAGCCCACAUCAGUUUGAUAAGCCGAACAUAUAAUUUUGAAUGUGUAUGAUUGUGCUA